Molecule: messenger RNA, 12994 nt
Organism: Podarcis lilfordi (Lilford's wall lizard)
Lineage: Eukaryota; Metazoa; Chordata; Lepidosauria; Squamata; Lacertidae
Source: the annotation of a GenBank genome assembly
GCCUCGUCUCCCCGGCUGCUGCUGCUCGGUCAGCUGACCGGAGUCCCGUGAUGACGAGGCGCAGAAAGGAAAGCAGGACCUUCGCCAAGGGGCUGCUGCUGCUGCUGCUGCCUGAUGUCUCCGCCGGCGCGCUCCUCCAUCCUUCGCUCCCCAGCGGCUGCUCUAGGGCUGCUGCUGCUGCUGCUGCUGCUCUGCUUGCAGCUUCCCUGUCCCGGAGAUGCUGCUCGCUACGACCCCACGUGGGAGUCGCUGGACUCCCGGCCGCUCCCCGCCUGGUUUGACGAAGUCAAGUUCGGCAUUUUUAUCCACUGGGGCGUCUUCUCGGUGCCAGGCUUCGGCAGCGAGUGGUUUUGGUGAGGCUCCCCACCCACCCACUGCUCAAGCUCAUUGACCUUGCCCGCCCCUCUUCUUCCCGAGCGCAUCGUGCCGGCCAAUUCCCUCCAGGGUGGGAAAUGUCAAGGAGGGUGACUGCCUCCCUGGGGUACCAACUUGAAUAAAAUAUUGGGGGGGGCAGGUCAGUCUCGCCCCGCAUAAUGGAUCACAAGACAUAAUGCACGCACACUAUUUGAAUGGCAAUGCCCAUCAAUCUUGGGGGGGGGGGCUGGCCCCCUCAAAUAUUUUAUUGGGGAGCCCAAAGUUAUCUUGGCCCCUAGGGGUUGCCACCUAUGCUGCCUCUGGUGGGUCCGCUGUGAUCCUCGGACUCAGCCGCGUGCUAGAGAGGGACGAAUGAUACAAAACUUAACUCGGAAGCCCUGCCAUUUUAGCUCUAAGGUGGGCGGGCUCUAGCUAUUCAGUGAAAGCUACUGCUUCAUGUAUUCAUGUAAGUGAGGGGGCUCUAAGGAUGAACCCUUGGGAAAUCCUGCACCUCCACUAAUGAACUGAAUUUGAGGAGCAGCUAAACAAUUGCCCAGAGUGACAUCGCAUAACCUCCACGCAAGCAAAUCAGAGAGAUUGCUCAAUGGACACCGGAAGAUGUGUAGUCUCCUUGCAAACGUUUUCUGAAUAAAUGGAAUUAAGCUCACAAUAAACAGGCUGUAUGAGAAGUGACCUGAGUUCUAAAGCUGCAAACUAGCUCCAGGGCAAGGAGCAUUUUCACACAAGUGGCUUAUAUUGGUUUGGACUUUAUGUCGAUCGACAAAGCAAAGCUUACCAUGAUUAGGAUGUGCAGUUGAUUUUUCUUCACUCCAUUCACAUGUGUGGCAUAAAUAAUAUGAGAAUAGGCUUUAAGUAGAAUAAUAGAAGCAUAACCACCCCACCCCACUCACCACUCACCCCUUUUUCCUUUCUUUUUUCUUCUUCCUAAUUGUUUAAACCAAUUCUUAAUCCAGGAACUUAUACGUUGAUCACUAAUAAUGAAACAUGUUGAUUUGGUAGAAAGCAGCUUCUUGUGUUUCCUAAAAGCCCCAUGAUCAGGACACCUGCAGGACUAUACUCCAGAACAUGUUUGAAUCUUUGUUCAGGAACUUCUGGAUGCUUCUGCCUUUGUGUGCAGAUACAAUAGGCUUGUUUGUUUCCUUUGUAGGUGGUAUUGGCAGAAAGAAAAGAGAGAGCCCUAUGUAAACUUUAUGAAGAGCAACUAUCCUCCUGGUUUCAGUUACCAAGAUUUUGGCCCUUUGUUUACAGCAGAGUUUUUUGAUGCCAACCAGUGGGCAGACAUUUUGAAAGCGUCAGGUGCCAAAUAUGUUGUCUUGACUUCAAAGCACCAUGAAGGUAAACUUGAAUGUAUUUCUUUCUGAGCUCAGUUGUUUUGUUUGUUUCAGCAGACAAAAAGCCUGGGUGGGGCUUAAUCAUUCAGCUGCUGAGAUACAGAGGUUUUCAACCAUUUUGAGUCCAUGGCUCCUUUGGCCAACUACAUUCUUUCUGCGGCUCCCCUGUGGGGAAACACUCUCCAAGCCUCAGAAGCUCAGUUACAUCACCCCUUGCCUUCAGAGCUGCGAGUCCUUUGCCUGUUUUCGAACACCCUCCCUUGUGGAGUGUUCCCUCAGCCUGCUCUCUUCUCCUUGGGAGUCCUCUUAGCAGCAGUCACCACUGCCCCUGGUCUUUGAGCUGUCCCAAAGAGAGGUGCCUCCUCACACCCCCCAACAGGGGCCUGGGAAGAGGAUUCCCCCAGCCUUAGCAGCCCAAUGGAGACUGACCCAAGGUGAAUGUGAGGCCAGCACCUUACUCACCUUGGGAGGCAGCAGUGGCAGCAGCGAGUGCCACUGGGCCUGCACAGUGGAAAGGCUCUCCUUCGGUGCUGGGCACUCAGCUCCCAGGCAGGCAUUGCACACAGCAAGCACAAGAAAGGCCAGUGCAGAACCUGCCUACCUGCCCGGCCUCCCACUUGGCCAUCCAUUCCCAACAGCAAGGGCUGGUGGACUGUACUCCAUACAACAGCUAAUUUAAUUCAAAGCAUGCUUUAGUUAAAGAACGUAAGAGCCAGUUGGAUCAGGCCAGUGGCCCAUCUAGUCCAGCAUCCUGUUCUCACAGUGGCCAACCAGAUGUCUGUUUGAAACCUGCAAGCAGGAGCUGAGCACAAGAGCUCUCUUUCCUCCUGAGGCUUCCAGCAACAGGUUCCAGCAUUAGGUUAAACAAGAAUGCAAAAUAAAGGUGCACGAUAUAUUUACAAUUAUAGUUAUUUUAUUAAUCCCAACAUUCGUUUCCUAGGUUUUACAUUGUGGGGAUCUAAAUAUUCUUGGAAUUGGAAUGCUGUUGAUGUUGGACCCAAACGGGACAUUGUGGCUGAAUUAGCAUCAUCCAUUAGAAAUAGAACUGUCUUACACUUUGGACUCUAUCACUCGCUCUUCGAAUGGUUCAAUCCUCUUUUCCUUGAUGAUGCCUCUAGUGGGUUCCUAAAAAACCAGUUCCCAAGUGCCAAGUCACUCCCAGAGCUGUAUGAGAUUGUGAACAAGUACCACCCAGAGAUUCUGUGGUCAGAUGGAGAUGCGCAUGCCCCGGACACUUAUUGGAACAGCACUGGCUUCCUAGCUUGGCUUUAUAAUGACAGGUGAGUCCCUUCCCCACUCCCUGCCCUUGAAAUAAUGCAUUCAAUAUUAAUAAUUGCAAGAAACUUGUUUCCUAACAGCUUUUUAAUGGCAUUUCAUGAAACUCGUUGCUUCAGGCUGAUGCAUUUACAAACAGUUUCUUAGGAGUAAGUCCCACUAAACUUACUUCUGAGUGAACAUGUGCAGGGUUUCACUGUUGAUAAAUUAUUUCAUGAUAACAAAUUCUAAUUUACCUACCUAAAUAAGAUAUUGAGAGAGAAUGGGGUACAUCAUACUAGUUCCUUGUGGUUUUGGAAUGUGGCUGUCAUUUCAGGUGCCUGUGAUUUCUGACCUGUAGUUACACAGCUUAGGAGUCCUGGACAAGUGCAGUUUUCUUCUUCAGUAGGUUAGUGACAUUUAUAACCCAGUGCCCUGACUUAUUCAUUUCAAAUACUUGAAGACUUGAUGAUAUUUGACCCAAUUCUGCUGGAAGCAUUUGUCUAAACCAGCCUCCUUCAACCUGAUGACCUUCAGAUGUUAUGGACUAAAGCCAGCCAGGGUGGUCAGGAAGUAUGGUAGGCUGAAACAUCUGGAGGACACCAGUUCAGCAAAGGCUGAAGUAAACCAGCCUUCCUUAACCUUGAGCCCUCAGAUGUUCUUGGACAGCAGCCCACAUAAUCUGCAACAACUUGUGGAAACUCAAGGUUGGUGAGGACUGGUCUAAAUGCAACUCAGUCUGACGCAUUCUCCACUGUUCUGAUUUUUCACUGAUUGUUCAUAUGUUGUUGGAAGUCACAUUUCCAAUGAGUUGCAGGAGGGAUGUGUUUGUCCAGUGGCAGAUGUAGAGGAAGGCCCUAAGUUGCUUAGAAAAUGAUUUGAAAAUGUUGCUUAAGCAUUUCAAGCAAAUCGUAAAGAUUGGCCUAUUUAAAUAGUUUAGAUAGACCACACGAUUUCCUUUAGGUGUAAUAGGACUUUCUGAUAGCUAAAGAACUGCCAGUUGGUUUAUCAGCUGCUUAUUUUUUUGAAACUGGUUCCUUUCUGGUGUGCCUGUAAAUAGAGGGGUGGAAAAUAUUAAAAACAAAUGGCAGCUUUUGUUGAAAAUGUGAAAUUGCUUACACAUUCUGAAAAAGGCCCUGCUGUUGAGAUUUUGGUUUUAUGCAAAUGUGUGUUAUAUUUAUUUGAGUAAAUACUUCAGAUGAUUAACAGCAAAAUCCUAUGCAUGGCUACUGAGAAGAAAGCCCAUUUGAAUUCAGGUAAGUAGGUAAGAGGGACGUGGGUGGCGCUGUGGUAUAAACCACUGAGCCUUGGGCUUGCUGAUCGGAAGGUCAGCGGUUCGAAUCCCUGCAACGGGGUGAGCUCCUGUUGUUCAGUCCCUGCUCCUGCCAAUCUAGCAGUUCGAAAGCACGUCAAAGUGCAAGUAGAUAAAUAGGUACCGCUCCAGCAGGAAGCUAAACGGUGUUUCCAUGCAUUGCUCUGGUUUUGCCAGAAGCGGCUUAGUCAUGUUGGCAACAUGAUCUGGAAAAACUGUCUGUGGAGAAACAUCGGCUCCCUCGGCCAGUAAAUUGAGAUGAGCGCCGCAACCCUCGAGUCGUUCGCGACUGGACUUGACUGUCAGGGGUCCUUUACCUUUACCUUUUAAGUAGGUAGAGGAUUGCAUCAUUUGUCAAAUUAAAAUUCAUUUUAUCAGUAGGCAACCUGAGUCCUAAACAGGUGUCUUUAGAGCACACAUACAGUGGUACCUUAGGUUACAUACGCUUCAGGUUACAUACGCUUCAGGUUACAGACUCCGCUAACCCAGAAAUUGUGCUUCAGGUUAAGAACUUUGCUUCAGGAUGAGAACAGAAAUCAUACUUUGCGGCGCGGCGGCAGCAGGAGGCCCCAUUAGCUAAAGUGGUGCUUCAGGUUAAGAACAGUUACUUAAUUCCGGAACGAAUUAAGUACUUAACCUGAGGUACCACUGUACACAUGAAUUAGGUAUGAACAGUUUCCCCCUUUCCCCCUCUGUUACUGUCCCAUUCUGUCCUUGGUCUCACAUUAAUUUUUCUUUUGUUUUGUUGUAGAGAAAAACUCUGAAAUUUCCGAAUUUGUGCAUGUGACUCCAUUUUGCUUUGUCAUGAUUUUACUGGUAUUUAAUAUUUCUUUCCCUCCCUCCCUCUGCACAAGUGCUACACCAACUAUCAUUUUCAGUGCAUGCUGUUGGUUUUCUGCAGGUACAAAAAUUGAUCAGCAAAUAGGCGCAUGCUCAGUACACUGGCCAAUGUUCUUUCUCUCUGUUCCAUUUUUAUUUUAUUCCUUUUCCCUCUCCUGCAAGUACUUAAGCAUAGUGAACAUGCCUAAAUAAGUGCAUAUUGGCAACUUUGCAUUGAUUUUUUAAAAAAUAUAUAAAUUGAUUCUGGAUGAGGCUUGUGUGACAUAUCUGCAUCAAAGGUCAGGCUGCCAGUGGCAUCAUCCAUAAAGGAAAUGCAAGAAAAUGCACUGUUGCUGUCAUCUUCCAGGGAAUACUUGGGAAGCCCAGGUUGCUUUUUUUAUUCUGUUGUAUGGAGGACAACAGGGAACACUAAAUAUCCCACAUGUCACCAAACAAGUGUAGUUCCUGUCCCCCCUUUUUUUUCCUUCCUCAGAAUUCAGAAACCCCGAGAAAAGUGGCUUCCUGAUAGUGUGUUAUCUUAUUACUCCUGAGAUAUGGCAGGCUGUAGCAGCUUUUGCCACUUCAUGCUUGCCAAACCAUCAACAUUUUUAGGAAGAAAACCUUAGCCUUUGGGCACUUUCUGGGACAUUGCCAGAUGCCAAGUGAAAUGUGAAAAUACAAAAUGCUAUUACCUUGCCGGUGUGAUAAAAUAGAACACCUUGAAGCAAAGCCCCUGAUCUCCCUCCAGGUGAUGAUUAGAGCACAUAUACAUUUUGAAGCCAAAGCUGAGGGACUGUGUCAGUGACAUCCCUUGGGGGCCCCCAAAAGUUCCAGUAGCAAAUACUCAAAAAAAGAGGAUUGGCACUCUUUAAAAAAAACCACAAAAAACUAGUGCAAAAGUCUUGGUGCUUGAAGUGGAUUGGCUUUUUAAAGACACUGGCAUUUCUAAGUUAGAAAAUACUUUCAAAUACAUGUAGAAUCCCCACAAGUGUAGCAUGCUAGAGCAGAAACGAUGAGGUUGUGGUUUUGUAUAGCAUCCACAAGUGUUAGCUGUUUUUAAACAUCCAGAAGUGCAUAAUCACCUAGGUUAAAAUAUUUGAUUUAAAAGAAAAUGCACAGAGAGUGUAGCACUGCAUCAGUUGUUUUUUUAAAGUCCUACCUAUUAGGAAGCAUUCGAGAAUAGUAAACUGCUUAUAUGGGAUCUACUGAGCUUCCUGUUAAAAUAAAGCACUGUAUCUGAACAACAUAUUCUCCCUCUCCCCAGCCCUGUUCGGGACAUGGUUGUAACAAAUGAUCGCUGGGGAGCUGACUGCAUUUGUAAACAUGGAGGCUAUUACACGUGUGCCGAUCGUUAUAACCCAGGACACCUUUUGCCCCAUAAGUGGGAAAACUGUAUGACGAUAGACAAAAAUUCCUGGGGAUACCGGAGGAAUGCACAGUUGAGUGACUACCUAACAAUUGAAGAGCUUGUAAAGGUAAAACCAGAUAAAGAAUCUGGGGCUGUCAAUUCUUGCAUUCUUUCACAUACCAUUCCUGGCAACCCUGAGUUCACUAGAUGAGACAAUGUUGAUAAUUGUAACUUUCUUUAGAAUAAUUUAAAUUUUUUUUAGAAUGCUUUUUAAAAAUUAUUGCGGAUCCUGGGCUCCUUUGGGAGGAAGGGUGGGAUGGAUAGAUAAAUAAUUGUGCAAGAGUUGUUUCUCAUUUUAAAGGGCUAGUGGCCACAAAAAAGGUACUAAGGAGCCCACUAAUGAAACGACCAUGUUGAUUCCCAGAAGGAGCACUUCCAGGUGAACAGCUAGACAAGGGUUGGGGGACUUGUCUCCCUCUAGAUGUUGUUGAACUACAGCUCCCAUCAACCCUUACAACCGGACGUGUUAGCUGGGGCUGAUGGGUUUGGAGUCCAACAUCAUCUGAAGGGCCACAGUUUCCCCAUCCACGAGUUAAACUUUCUUUGAACCUACAGUGUGGUGUGGUGGUUAAGAGCGGUAGACUCGUAAUCUGGUGAACUGGGUUCGCAUCUCCACUCCUCCACAUGUAGCUGCUGGGUGACCUUGGGCUAGUCACACUUCUCUGAAGUCUCUCAGCCCCACUCACCUCACAGAGUGUUUGUUGUGGGGGAGGAAGGGAAAGGAGAAUGUUAGCCGCUUGAGACUCCUUCGGGUAGUGAUAAAGUGGGAUAUCAAAUCCAAACUCCUCCUCUUCUUCUACAGCAAGGUACUGACAAUGUUGUAACAGAAGCAUGAAUAUAGGCUUAACAACCUACAUAAAUGUGCCAUCUCAAAUGCUGGGCAGCUAUGUUGGGAAUGCCAAACCCAGUGUGGCUUUUCAUUGCUCCUCUUCCUAUAUAAUUUCAGCAACUUGUAGAAACAGUGUCAUGUGGAGGAAAUCUCUUGUUGAACAUCGGGCCCACCCACGAUGGCCGCAUUCCUGUUAUUUUUGAGGAGCGCUUGAAGCAAAUGGGGUCAUGGCUGGCCCUCAAUGGGGAAGCCAUUUUCAGCACUAAACCUUGGAGAGCUCAGAAUGACAGUGCCACACCAGGAGUAUGGUAAGUCCGUGAAGCAAAAACACAGGAAGUACUGUACCAACGUUAAGUUUACUUUUGUUAUUGUUCCGCUAUCUUGGAUAUAUUUCACUUCCCCCUCAUUUGACUCCCUUCACAAGCAAGGUAUGAUGUAACUGAAUCAGGGAGAACUGAAUCAGGAAUGUGGCAUUUGUGCAGUGAGACUUUUAACACUUUGCUUUUGAUCCAGAUUGAAACAGCCCCUGCCUUUGUUGCAGCUGCUGUUAACCCCAGGAGGAAAGUUCCAUUGGUAUCAAUGGGAGCUCCCCUUCUGUUGAAAAUAGCAUUUAAGGAAGGGUGCAAUCUAGAUCGAAACUAUGCAAUGGGCGAGAGCAAAUCCUCCCUCAAAAUGCUGUGGUCUUGAUCAGAAUCACCCUCUUCCUCCAUAGCUGCUAUUUCAUUAAACACCCCCCCCCACACACACAUGGUCAAUCAUUUUGACUAAGCUAUCUAGUUUUGUCUUCCGUAUGAUGUGUGGGAUUACUAUUUCUAAACUAUUGGUCCUUCUCCUCUAGAAAAAGAGGUGGUUUAAAAUAACAACACACUUCUGAGGUGUGCAGUAUUUGCAAUGGUUACUAAACAGCUUUGCUGGCGAGGGUCCCAAAUUGUUUGUAGACUAGGUAGUUUCACCUUCGAUCUUUAGAAAAAACGAUUCUUCGUUUGUUAACUCCUACUAGGUAUACAUUCAAGCCAAAAGAAGACAUUCUGUAUGCCAUUUUCCUUAACUGGCCAUCUUCAGGAACUCUGAUUCUUGGGGAACCAAAAGGCGUUACCGGAAAGACAGUGGUAAGGAAUAUUUGCCUAUUUUUAUGACUUCUGUACAAUUUCUCUUGAAGAAUUUCAGGACUAGAAAGAACCUGAAAUGCAUUUCAGCAAAGCAAGAUCAUCUGCAUAUAACACCCCUAAUAGAUUAGUUUACAAGGCUAGUCAAUGUUGUUGUUUAACACCCAUUAAUUCCGGACUAUGGCUAUUCUCAUCUGGAGAGACAAACUUUUAAGUGCAAGAUCUUAAGAGAGUCAGCAUCUCUUUGAACAGCUUCUACCAUUUAAUAAAAGCUUUUCUGUUUCAGGUUAAGCUGAUUGGAUAUGAAGAACCAUUGCCAUGGGUUUCCAUGGGGGAAAAGGGAAUGAUGGUAGUCGCACCUCAAUUGCCGUUCACUAUAUUUCCGUAUCAGUGGGGCUGGACUCUGCAGCUGACUAACGUCUAUUAGCAACAGACAUCCUUCACUUUUGGUUAUUAUGACUGAUUCUUUUGUUAUUAUUCUUUUGGUGAAUAAUCAGAGCUCACUCACCAUGGCUUACCUCUGAGGUGACAGGGGAUAUAUAUCUGAAACAGAAAUAAUCUAUAGGAAGAUUCAUGCACUGAUCUUGUUCCAGCUUCAGUUUUUGAAAAGAGGACCUAUGAAAUUAGGCAGGAUCUACCACAACUAGGCAGGAAGUGCAAGUAAACCGCAGAGUGAAGCGAUGAACUAUUUUGAGUCCCAGGAACACAUUUUCUUUGGGGUAACCUAGGGACCAAAUGCCAGUGCAGAGCUGAGCCAGAGGCAAAAGUGAGCAGAGCAAUUAAAGUGAAUUUUACGUUGUACUGUAGCCUAGUUUUUUCACUUGCACCCCGCUCUCUAUCCUGCAGCCACACAAGCAAGAGGGAUUACUAGAGUUUAAGGACAUAGACCAGUCAGGCAAAACCGCUCAAGCUUUUGGGCCUUGGGAAGUCAUCUUAUGAGGCUCCCAAAAGACAGACUAAACAGAAAAGUUACGUGUCUUAAAAAGAAAAGUAUUUUGGCUUUAAAAAGCAACCAAGGGCAGCAGGGGAGUCCGCCAUGCCUAAUGUUAGAAUUGGUGCUCAAAUAACUUUAUGGACAAAAAGGGUUGAGGCAUUCUAAAACUGAAUUUGACUGUAAAUCGUGUUAUUCAAAUUUUGAUGCUUGUGUUUAGGCUUGGUUUGUUUUUUAAAUGCAGGUAUUAAAUCCAGAUAAAGUUAAGUAUGACAAACAAUACAAUCCUACCAUUGUCUAUGCAACAGUCCUACUAUGUUCGAUGGAAUAUGCUCAAGUUAAGUGUUUAGGAUUGUUUUCAGUAGGGAUAAGUGGUAAGUCGCUGUGAAUUUCAACUUCUUCCAUUGGUUUCAGUAAUAUUUGAUUCCAUUUCACUGGAGUUGGGUGUCAGAGUUUCCUCAGUCCUAUAACCUACCUCAAUAUUACCCCAUCACACUUUCCUUGAAUAUAAAAUGACAUAUUAGGACUUGGGUCAUAGUUUUGAUUAGUGAGAAAUGGCCUACAAUUAUAUACUUCUUAAAUUUUGAUACAUGUACGUUCAGUUACUUAAGUUCCAGACAGGUAAGAGUCUAAAGCUAUCGCCUCUUUGGGUAUCUUGCAGUUUGUGACUUGAAAAAAAUAAAAUUAUUGCUAAUUAAAAAAUCUGUGUAAUUGUAAUCUUCGUGAAACACUUUAAUAAAGCAGCUGAGGAGAAAUUAAUGUUAAUAAGGAGAAAUUAAUGUUGAAGUCCAGUUGCCUUGUUGAUUUACAACCAAACUCUUUUUUCUCUGUGUGAAUGUACUGUAUAUUUGCUUUCGUUAUGGGUUGGGCAAGUUCUAGCUGCUCGGUCCCACUCCUUUGCCUCAAAAGGAGCUUGGUUGGAACUGUUUCCUGCUACAAAACCAGAGAAGGAAAAGGACAAGGACAAGAAAUACAGCCUAAAUAACAGAUCUUUGAAAGAAUGGUUAAUACAACCAUUGAAGGAAGUCUGCAAUGAAAUAUUGGAAGGGAGAAAGGCACCAGAGUCGUGGAAAGAAGCUUACAUUACACUUAUACCAAAAACAGAGACUGAAAAGACACAGCUCAAGAACCGCCCCAUAUCGCUGCUAAAUGUGGAUUAUAAAAUUUUUGCAGAUAUUCUGGCUAAAAGAUUUUAAAAGGUGUUAGUAGAAGAAAUUCAUAAAGAUCAAGCGGGCUCUCUCCCGGGCAGACAUUUGUCUGACAAUAUGAGGAAUAUAAUUAAUAUUCUAGAAAUAUCAAUACUAAGGCUGUCUUGAUAUUUGUGGACGCAGAGAAAGCCUUUGACAACAUCUCUUGGAGCUUUAUGAAGAAGAAUCUACAGGGGAUGGGGGUAGGUCAAGGUUUUGAAAAUGGUAUAGGUGCAAUUUAUUCAGAACAAAAGGCAAAAUUAAUUGUGAACAAUGUAGUGACAGAAGAGUUUAAGAUUGAGAAAGGGACACGACAAGGUUGCCCAAUUUCUCCACUGCUCUUUAUAUUGGUCCUUGAGGUUUUGUUAAACAUGAUAAGAAACGACCAAGAGGUUAAAGAUAUACAAGUGGGAGUUAAACAGUAUAAACUGAAAGCAUUUGCUGAUGAUUUAGUAUUGACCUUACAGGAGCCAGAAUCCAGUACAAAAAGAGUAUUGGAACUGAUUCAAGAAUUUGGACAAGUAGCAGGUUUUAAGCUGAACAAGACAAAAACUAAGGUUUUAGAGAAAAAUUUAACUGUGAAUGAGAGAGAGAAGUUUCAGGAAGAGACAGGACUAACACUGGUUAAGAAAGUGAAAUAUUUAGGGGUUAACAUGACUGCCAAAAAUGUGAAUCUAUUUAAGGAUAAUUAUGAAAAAUGUUGGAUUGAAGUGAAAAAGGAUUUAGAAAUAUGGUCAAAUUUGAAGUUAUCAUUGUUAGGCUGAAUUGCUGUGAUAAAAAUGAACGUGCUGCCAAGGAUGUUGUUUUUGUUUCAAACAUUACAAAUUUUGGACAAGAUGGAUUGUUUCAAGAAGUGGCAGAAAGAUAUUUCCAGAUUUGUUUGGCAGGGCAAGAAGCCUCAAAUAAAAUUUAAGAUAUUAACUGAUGCUAAAGAAAGAGGUGGAUUUGCCCUGCCAGACCUCAAACUUUAUUAUGAAUCAGCAGCUUUUUGCUGGCUGAGAGAAUGGCUGCUUCUUGAAAACACUGACGUGUUGGAUUUAGAAGGUUUCAAUAAUGUAUUUGGUUGGCAUGCAUAUUUGUGGUAUGAUAAGGUAAAAGCACAUAAAGCGUUUAAAAAUCAUAUUGUUAGAAAAGCAUUGUUUAAUGUUUGGAUAAGAUAUAAAGAUUUGUUAGAAAAGAAAACCCCAAGAUGGUUGUCACCAAUGGAAGCGAAGGCACAGAAAAAACUCAAUAUGGAGGCCAAAUGGCCGAAAUAUUGGGAAAUUCUGGAUCAAGAUGGAGACAGAAUAAAACUGCAGAGCUUUGAAAAAUUGAAAAAUAAAGUGUGAGAUUGGCUCCAUUAUUAUCAAAUAAUGGAGGCAUACAAUUUGGACAAAAAAGUUGGUUUCCAGGUGGAAAAAUCAAAAUUGGAAACAGAAUUGUUAGAUUCCAAAAUUAAGAAUUUGUCAAAAAUGUAUAACUUGCUGUUGAAAUGGAACACUCAGGAUGAAACGGUGAAAUCAGCUAUGAUUAAAUGGGCACAAGAUGUUGGACAUAACAUAAUAAUGGCUGACUGGGAACAGUUAUGGACCACAGGUAUGAAAUUUACGGCAUGUAAUGCCCUAAGAGAAAACUUAAUGAAAAUGAUUUAUAGGUGGUACAUGACACCAGUCAAGCUUGCAAAAAUUUACCAUUUGCCCGACAAUAAAUGUUGGAAAUGUAACGAGACUGAAGCUACAUUCUUCCACCUUUGGUGGAUGUGCCCAAGGAUUAAGACAUUCUGGGAGAUGAUUUAUAAUGAAAUGAAAAAGGUAUUCAAAUAUACCUUCCUGAAGAAACCAGAGGCCUUUCUCCUGGGCAUGGUCGGCCAAUUGGUGUCAAAGAAGGAUAGAACUUUCUUUAUGUAUGCAACAACAGCAGCAAGGAUACUCAUCGCAAAAUAUUGGAAGACACAAGAUUUACCCACCUGGGAAGAAUGGCAGAUGAAGUUGAUGGACUAUAUGGAACUGGCGGAAAUGACUGGCAGAAUCCGAGACCAGGGAGAAGAGUCGGUGGAAGAAGACUGGAAAAAAUUUAAAGAUUAUUUACAGAAAUACUGUAAAAUUAAUGAAUGUUAGAAAAAUGUUGGAAUGAAGUUACAUGGCUUUAGUAGAAACGUUAUAAGGAAUUAAGUAUAAAUAGAUUAAUAGAGUAUUAAAGGAAAAAAUAAGGUUAGAAUGAGUUAAGAUAAUUAUAGGAUAGAAAACAGAGGAAGAUGGAAAGGAAUUGCUGAAAUAAUUAACAUAAGUGGAAUACAAAAAGGGAGGUGUGAGGAGGUCGUGGAAAUAAGUGAAUGAAAGAUGGGAUAAUGAAAUUGUUUGAUUUAUUUUAUUGUCUUUGUUUUAAUGUAUUGCAUUGUAAUGUAUUGCAUUGUAUUGUCUUUUUAGUGUUUAAAUUUUUGGAAAAGUAAUAAAUAUUAUUUUU